Molecule: messenger RNA, 3209 nt
Organism: Gadus chalcogrammus (walleye pollock)
Lineage: Eukaryota; Metazoa; Chordata; Actinopteri; Gadiformes; Gadidae
Product: matrix remodeling-associated protein 8-like
Exons: 12
Coding region: 242-1561 (439 amino acids)
Biological process (GO): cell adhesion; establishment of glial blood-brain barrier
Cellular component (GO): membrane; cell surface
Source: RefSeq, a predicted model, not a curated record
CGGGGUGUUUGGUUUCAUUUACAAGGGCGGUGCUCGGGAGAGAGAAAUCCAAAGUUCUUCGAGUUCGUGACUCGUAAAGGAAGCAUUUUCUGAGCUGAGGCACUGAAACACGAACAACAAAACCCGCUUUAUUGGCGGGGCAGCGAGUGGAUGAAUAAAAUAAUUGUUAUAAUCCCGUUUUCGGAGAUACUUGCUAAGUGUAAACCUUUGACAAGUCUCCAGAAGUGUCGCAUGUUCCAGAAUGGACAACAUGAGGAUUGGCAAAUGCACUAUUUUUGAUGUUGUCCUCUGGAUUCACAUUCCUGUGAUCCUCCUCUUCAAUGCAGCAUCGGGCCAAUCAGACAGCAGCAGCAGCGUGGUGGUUGCGGGUUACAAUGUGAGCGCCCCCGCCAGGACAGAGGUGGUUCUGCAGUGCAUGAGCAACCGCAUGGUGUGGACACAGGACAGAGAGAACGAUCGGCAGAGAGUGGUACACUGGGAUCUGUAUCGACCCAUGCCUGACUUCGCCAUGGAGAGGGUGGCGGACAUGUUUUCUGCUGGGGACCAGAGGAUCUACAACUCAUACAAUCAGGGCCGGGUCAGCCUCAGCCAAUCAGCCUUCAAGGAUGGGAACUUCUCCCUUGUCAUCCAAGCGGUGACUAUGAACGACAGAGGCCUCUACUCCUGCAACCUCCACCACCACUACUGCCAUCUCUACGAGACGAUCAGAGUCCAGCUCAACGUCACCAAGUCACGUCGGAAGGAGCAGCGGUUCUGGGACGGACAGAAGGCUGUGUAUGUGGUGUUGCGAGGCAGUACCGUGGUCCUGCCGUGUGUGAACCGGCGCAGCGUGUGGACGGACGGGGGCAGUGAGGAAGAGCAGCAGGUGGUCCACUGGGACCGGCAGCCGCCAGGGGUCAAUCAUGACCGUGCCGACCGGCUGGUGGACCUCUACGCCUCUGGGGAGCAGCGGAGCUAUGGCUCGCUGUUCCUCCGGAGGAAGAUGAACAUCAGCAGCAGCGCCUUCUCACAGGGAGACUUCUCCCUGACCAUCGCGGACCUACAGCCCACGGACCAGGGUUCGUACUCCUGCCAUCUUCACCACCACUACUGUGGGCUGCACGAGAGGAGGGUGUUCCAACUCAACGUAGGACCACCUCUGACUCCUCUGACUCAGACCACCCUCCUGCCUGUCGCACUGCCCAAGGAAGACAAAGAAACCACUAAGGAAAUUUCACCGCGAGUCAUCAAUGUCAUUUUGCCAGACCAGCGACAUCAUUUCCUGCUGCCACUGGGCUAUGUCCUGACUACAUUCCUGCUGCUGGCCUUCAUCAUCCUCAUCAUCAUCCUAAUCACGCGUCGCCACCGUAGCCAAGAGUUUUACCCACAGAAAUCUGUCAGAUCGAGCAGGAGUCAAAGCAGCUCGGAGGACUUUGAGAUGGAAGUGACAGACGGGAGAACAAGCUCACCAGACGACAGGACAUUAGAUUACAAGAACAACCUACUGAAAGAGAUGGUCAAAAUGACCAGUGUUCCCAAAGUCAUUGACCUGGAUAAAGAGAUGGAGAAGUUUGGGAAGUGAGGAGGAAGUUGGCAGAGAUGGGAGAGGGAGGCCCUGGCUGGUCCAGAGGCUGUGGUCCAAACCAAAGACACCUGUUAUUUACUCUAUCACCGGUAGAGUUAAAGCCAUCAAAACAUAGAGAGAGACUGAUGAAAGAAAGAGAAAAACAGAAAACGACAACUCAACCCAGAGGGGAACUUAACCAAAACCACCGUACAGAAAGAAAGUCAAAUCUGCAUAGGGUUUUUGCUCCUAUGUAUAUAAGUGGUAGGUAGUGUGAGCUUACAAGCUUUUUUGCCUUUUGCCUUGCCAUCAUCUGAAAAAUUAAAUAAGUCAGUAUUGCCAUAAAACCCUGAACACUGAAUUAAUUUAGAAGAACAGUAGUUUAAAUAUGCACACCGUACAACUGCAGAGGUGUAAUCGCCUAAGCAGGAAUAUCUUGUGUCAGUUGCACUCCCGCCUACUUGGGUCGACCAAGCCGGCCGCCCUGUUUUGCAUAUCGAUCGCCAAAAUUAAGUACCUGGUACUUUUUUUAGUCUCACCUCCGUCGAGGUUUGUUUGAUCAACUGCACAGCAACGAUGUACUCAAUACUGCUUUCUUGCGGCUGUACGCUACUGUAGCUGAACUGUACACAAUGGGAAGUGGUUAUGUUGAAUUGCUAAUUGUUUUGUAUUACUUGUCUUAAACUCAGAUUUUGAACUGCUAUUUGCUUUGUAGGUACUAUCAUUGUAUUCAUAGAUGCUAGGCUGGCCUUUAUAUUUUUGCUAUUAUGAACUCCAUUAAAGCCAUAAAAAAAGAGAGAUCUGAUGGUGUAUGGUCAAAUUUAAGUUCCUAUACACAUCCCAGUUAGGACAGAUGAUGGGUUUGGUGAAAAGGAUAUCCGAGUAACAUCUUGUUUCACUUCUUUCAUGGUCGACUAUCUUCGGAAAUGAUGCAGAAGAUGACAUCAUCAAAAUGAUGGGGUUCUAGAGGAAAAUGGCACGCAAGAGAAAAGUAUGUGUAGAGCAGGGAAAAGCUUGUGGUGCAGCCUGAAGGUCUAUUUUGUGGCAGCAGUCAGUCAUAUAUGGAAAUCUACUGGAAUUACACUCCAUUGGUUCCUGCCUUAAUAGGCAUGCUCUGUCAACAGGCUUCCCCUACUUUGAGCCACAACUAUUAUCUUAUCCAAGCAAGCAGUUAAACCACCUAUAUAAUAAGGAGAAAAUAAAACAGACAAAUGAAGUCAUAGUUUAUUUCACUUUGCCACAAAGAACACCUGAAAUCAGGACAAAUGUCUCAUAUUAAAUACUUUGGAAUGUUUGUUUGAUAUGCACUUUUUAUACAAAAGAUACAUUGUGCUCGAAUAUUUUCCAUUGAUCUAUAAGUGGUCGAAAAUCCUGGCAGUGGUUGUAAUGUAGUAACACCUGUAUCCUGGCGCGCAGUUCUCUCGGACCAGUGACAACAUUCACACGCAUUCACGCCUCCACAACCUCACACAAACUCGCUCUUUCUACAAGCCAUAAAGAAACCAAAAUGUCGUAACAUGAAUUUGAAGUCUAAAUACCUUAAUUCUUCUCCCACCGUCUCUCAUGCACACACACCCACUCAUACACGCUCAGAGUCUUUCUGGGAACUAUUCGUUGUGAACUGUGAGUAAACCCAUGGCUGAUGAGGCAUCACCACAGCAGGUGU